Molecule: messenger RNA, 1935 nt
Organism: Rotaria sp. Silwood1
Lineage: Eukaryota; Metazoa; Rotifera; Eurotatoria; Philodinida; Philodinidae
Source: the annotation of a GenBank genome assembly
AUGUCAUCUAUCGAAGUAUCUCUGGUUGCAUCAAAUUAUCAGACGAAAUCUGAUACAGACCAUGCGACUUUACGACCACAGCGACUACCACCACCACCACCUUCCUUACAAUCGCAGCUUCCUACUCCGCCUAUUGAUCAAACAACCAUGCCUCUAGAAUCUGAGACUUCUCCUACAUCUGUACAAACUUCAAUUAAACCUAUUGAUAAUAUGAACAAAAAUCAAUUAUUUCUUCUAUCUGAAUUCAAACGUCUUUUUGAUAAUUUCGAUUAUGAAAUAGUUCGUGAAGAAAUUUUAAAUCGUAAAAUGAUUGAAUGUAAUUUUACAACAGUAUUAUGGCGUAUUUUUUUACUUUGUUUAUCACGUGAUGCAAAUCAAUGGAACGAUAUGCUUGAUACAUGUCGUAAUAAUUAUGAAAAACUUGUAGACCAAUAUAAGAUUGAUCCAUAUAAAAUAAGUGAUAAUAAUAAUAAAGAUAUAUCAAAUCUGAAUCAUCCACUUUCCCGAGAUGAAAAUAGUUUAUGGUCACAAUAUUUUUCUGAUGAAGAACUUAAAGCAACUAUUACAACAGAUGUUCGACGAACUUGUCCAGAUAUUUCAUUUUUUCGAAAUCCACGUAUGAUAGAUCUUCAAUUACGAAUAUUAUUUACUCAUAGUCGACAUCAUCAUAAAACAACACCAUAUCGACAAGGUAUGCACGAAAUUCUUGGCAUCGUUGUUUAUGCAAUUCAUUUGGAAAGUUUAAAAGUAAAUGAAUGUCAAGAAUCAAAUGAAUUAAUGAAAAAACUCUACGAUUCACAAUAUCUUGAACAUGAUGCUUAUGAAAUUUUUGAAAAAAUUAUUGAUCAUCUUCGACAAUUUUAUUCACUUUCAACAAAACAUUCAUCCAUACGUAAAAGUAUUAUUUCAAAUGGUAUAAAACAAAUACCAUUUCAACGGAAUGAUGUACAUAUUCCACCAAAUGAUACUGUUACAAGAAUGAAUUCUAUUUUUGAACGUUUAAGACAUUAUGACCAUUCAUUACAUGGUAAACUUGAAGAAUUAAAUAUUGAACCAACAGUUUAUGGCAUACGUUGGCUUCGACUUUUAUUUGGACGGGAAAUUCCAUUUGAAUCUAUUCCAACUCUUUGGACAGUGAUCUUUUGUUUUGAUGAACAUUUUGGAUUUGUUGAUUAUUUUUUUAUUGCACUUUUAAUACAAGUCGGACAAAUAAUUGGAAAACAAGAAGAAAUAGGACAUAUUAGUUAUUUACAAUCACUUAUGAAACAAAAUGUUAUUACUGAUGUUGAACCUGUCAUUCGAAAAGCUCUAACUUUAACCGGAAGACAAUUGCCACCCUUACCUGAACCACCGAUUGUUCCAUCCAUACAUAAAAAAGAUGAAACUCGACCAAAUCAAACAGAAAACGAUCGAGAAAAUAUCGUUCGAUCAAAAGAACUUCAACGUAUAUGGAUAGCUCCUGCACCAAAACCUCGGUUACAUCGUCCGAUUAUAACAGAUAUACAAAAAUUACCAAUGCCUGUUCAAGAAAAUAUUCCAAUAGAUUCAUUAAAACAUAAUUCUUCAAGCAACUUUCCAUUUACCUUAUCAUCACAAAUAUCAAAGUCCGUUCCAUCUAAUACUUCUAUACAUUCCGAAAUGGAUUUAUGGACUGGAAAAACAACACGACAACAAUAUGAGGAUAAUGUUCGACUACAAAAAUGUUGUGCUCAAUAUAUGAAUAAAUUCAUUGAACGAUUACAAAAACAAAUAUGUGAUUUGGAAGCACCAAAUGAAGAUGAAUUACAUAUUCAAUUGGCUGGUUUAAAACAAAUUGCUAAUAUUUUGGAAGGUAAAUUAACAUUUGAUAGUGAUUCUCUUCAAGCUCUUGUCAAUUAUGAAUGUAAAGAAAAGAAAAUCGAAACAAAUAACAGUGAUACCAGUGAAUUAUCAUAA